AUGUUCCGGCAGUUCCAGGCCUCCUGUCUUGUCCUGUUGUUCCUGGUUGGCUUUGCUCAGCAGACCCUAAAGCCUCAAAGUAGGAAGGUGGAUUGCAACAAAGGGGUGACAGGCACCAUCUAUGAGUAUGGAGCCCUCACCAACGGCGAGGAGUACAUCCAGUUCAAGCAGUUUGCAGGCAAGCACGUCCUGUUUGUCAAUGUGGCCACCUAUUGAGGCUUGGCAGCUCAGUACCCUGAACUGAAUGCACUACAGGAGGAGCUGAAGAAUUUUGGUGUCAUUGUGUUGGCCUUUCCCUGCAACCAGUUUGGAAAACGAGAACCAGGAACAAACUCAGAAAUACUUCUUGGUCUCAAGUAUGUGCGUCCAGGUACUGGCUUUGUCCCCAAUUUCCAGCUCUUUGAGAAAGGGGAUGUGAAUGGAGAAAAAGAACAGAAGGUCUUUACUUUCCUGAAGAACUCCUGCCCUCCGACCUCUGAUCUUUUGGGCUCAUCAAGCCAACUCUUCUGGGAGCCCAUGAAGGUCCAUGAUAUCCACUGGAACUUUGAGAAAUUUCUGGUGGGGCCUGAUGGAGUCCCUGUCAUGUGCUGGUUCCACCAGGCUCCAGUUAGCACAGUCAAGUCAGACAUCCUGGAGUACCUAAAGCAGUUCAGUACCCACUAG
Molecule: messenger RNA, 663 nt
Organism: Pongo pygmaeus (Bornean orangutan)
Lineage: Eukaryota; Metazoa; Chordata; Mammalia; Primates; Hominidae
Gene: GPX6
Product: glutathione peroxidase 6
Biological process (GO): response to oxidative stress
Molecular function (GO): glutathione peroxidase activity
Source: RefSeq, a predicted model, not a curated record